Temnothorax curvispinosus is the source of this 729-nucleotide messenger RNA. RefSeq lists its product as uncharacterized. The annotation marks the transcript as partial. NCBI's taxonomy places the organism in Eukaryota, Metazoa, Arthropoda, Insecta, Hymenoptera, Formicidae. The record is from RefSeq and is a predicted model, not a curated record. The transcript is spliced from 3 exons.
AUGAAAUGCGGUUUUGACGAAGAGUUUGCGAAAUUGCUCGCAAAACAUUUUGAGACGAAAACUAUUUUGCAGCGACAUGGUGUACUUCUCCUCGAUGAAAUUAACUUGAGGAAGUCAGUGGCCGUGUGUUCAAAAAACUUAACCUAUGUUGGAUUAACUGACUUCGGUAACGAUGGGCCGCAAUCGACUAACUUGAAGAUCAAGCAACACAUGGUCUCGUUCUCAUGUUUCAGCCUCUUGCUGAUUCAUACACAACCAAACGCAGUGUUUGCUUCAAAAAAUCCUGUAAAGAGUGAUGAGCUUGCGAAGCUAGUUAUUAAAGCUAUUGUGUACCUGGAAAGGACCGGAGCGAAAAUUCACGGAGUCAUCGCCGACGGCGCAUCGACGAACGCAAAGAUGUGGUCCCUAUUAGGUGUCUCAGGUUCGAUGGAGGAUACAAAAACGUGGUUCACGCAUCCUGUAGAUGACGACCGAAAAGUUUUCGUCUUCUCUGAUGCGCCCCAUGUCAUUAAAAAUGUUCGGAACAGGUUGUAUAACAAGAAAAAAUUGCGGGUUAAAUUGUCCAACAAUUACAUAUGUUGGGAUUACAUUGCAGCUCUAUUCAACCUUGACAUCCAACAUGCUGGGAAUGCGAGGGCCUGUCCAAAGUUAACACAACGGCACGUUGUGUUAGACAGCACUUCGAAAAUGCGCGUUCGACUUGCGACACAGGUUUUUAGAAACUCUGUG